This is a messenger RNA of Daphnia pulicaria, 1838 nucleotides long. Its product is annotated as prolyl 4-hydroxylase subunit alpha-1-like. NCBI's taxonomy places the organism in Eukaryota, Metazoa, Arthropoda, Branchiopoda, Diplostraca, Daphniidae. Gene Ontology annotation, biological process: peptidyl-proline hydroxylation to 4-hydroxy-L-proline. The transcript is spliced from 10 exons. The record is from RefSeq and is a predicted model, not a curated record. Gene Ontology annotation, cellular component: endoplasmic reticulum. Gene Ontology annotation, molecular function: protein binding; procollagen-proline 4-dioxygenase activity; L-ascorbic acid binding. Bases 27 to 1691 code for a protein of 554 amino acids.
UUGUGAUCCUUCUAUUGAUAGGGGAUAUGGCGCUCGCCAGUGACAUGUACUCGUCUGUAGCCGAAUUAGAGCGACUCUAUCUCAAGGAGCAGCAAGCCGGCCUGAAACUAGAAAGCCUCCUGGAUCUCAUCAAGAAACAAACGACUGCUAUCGAUCAGUAUUUGUCGGAAUUGAGAGAAAUUCGCUCCGCUAAUCUGGACUCGAGGGGAGUCAUCAGUAAUCCAAUCAAUGCUUUCCACAUGAUGAGACGCUUGACAAUCGGCUGGCGAGAAGUCAAAACUACCUUAGAAUUCCACGGCAAUGUUACUGACAUUGUUCAAGAUGUUUUUAAAAUUUCAAAGAGUUUCCCAAAUGACGAGGACCUGUCGGGAGCGGCAUUUUCUUUGGCUCAAUUGCAGGGAGCCUAUCGAUUGAACGUCAGCCAACUAGCAAGCGGUAACGUCCAACUAUCCGAUAGAAUCUCCUUCCCCAGUGUCAGAGGACUGAACGCCCGUGAUUGUCUUUUUAUCGGGAAACAUGCUUUCAAUAAGGGGCUUUACGGCCAGGCCGUUGAUUGGAUUUCCACCGCCGUGGAAGUUGCCCGUUCCGAAAACAAUCGAUCAGCAAGCGUCAGUGAAAUAAAGCCCUUUCUGUCUACUGCCAUUCGAGUGCACGACGACGUUUUAGAAAAAAAAGGUCCUAUUGGAGCCGACUGGAGGACAAAUCCGGAGCCCUUCGAGCGACGAGCCAAGAGUCUCAGCAGAGCUCGUCGAUCUCAAGAACAGCAACAGCAGCAGACACAACGGAUGAGAGAUAUUACUUAUACCCCCUUGGGUGCGGGGCACGGAUUGGCGACCAAUAAGUCGCCCGAAUGGAGCGAAUGGGAAGAGAUGGAAGUCUUUUUCAGGCUUUGUCGAGAAGGAGAAGAAGAAUCUCGGCCAACAGGUCUGAAGGGCAGGUUGAAGUGCCGUCAGAUCAGCCACACUCACCCGUACUUCAUCUUGCGGCCAUUAAAGUUGGAAGAGCAUUCUUUGGUGCCGUAUAUCGCCGUCUUUCACGAUUUCAUGUCCGACGCAGAAACGGAGAUAUUCAAGUCGCUUGCGAUGGCGGAGCGCCUGGAAAGGUCGGCACACGGGAGCAAACGACCAGGACAAGGGGGAGUUACCAGCGAUAAACGCACGUCCAAACAGUCGUGGGUGGAGGAUGGCAGCCAUCAUGUUGUUGAUCAAAUCUCUAAAAGGAUCAGCGACUCUGUCGGUUUGAACAGCCAACCUUCUAAUGUCGGGUCGGAACAUUAUCAAGUGGCCAAUUACGGAAUCGGUGGAAGGUACACACCGCACACCGAUCACGGCGUUUUGUCGAAAUCCAUGGGCGGACCCUCCGAAUUUGAUCUCUUCCGCGGCGAUCGCAUCCUUACUUUCAUGACUUAUCUGGAUGACGUGGAAGCAGGCGGGGCGACCGUUUUCACUCACGCGGGAGUAGUCGUCAGACCCAAAAAAGGAAUGGCCGUCUUCUGGUGGAAUCUCAAGUCGGAUUCGAGCGGUGACACGUUGACUCGACACGGCGGAUGCCCCGUUCUUCACGGCUCCAAAUGGAUUGCAAACAAGUGGUUUCACAGUGGCGAGCAAUUUCUCAAACGCCCGUGUGCUAAAAAACCGCGUUCUCGAAUUUCAUAUCCGGGAACAACGUCGUCUUGGCUAUUAAACAAUUAAAGUAGACUGACGUAAAAAAAAAAAAAAAAAAAAACAAAACAAAACAAAACAAAACAUUUGUUAAUCUUUUUAAAAAAUUUACUUAAUAUUUUGGUUGUUCAGUAUAUAAAAAUCCACUUUACAAUACAAAGGCCUGUAAUGCGGUAA